AUGAAACACUAUCACUUUGAAAGCAAGCCAGUGGCUCAUGCCGAUGCUAUCGUCUCGGGACCUCAUCACCGCUUCACUGUCCUCACCGACCGUCUGAUUCGGUACGAAUGGUCUUAUGACGGCAAAUUCGAAGAUCGAGCAUCGACUUUUGCCAUCAACCGUGAGUUUCCCGUGCCCAAGUUCCAGGUGGUCGACAGGCCCGAUGAACUCGAGAUCAUCAACGAUCAUUUCCACCUGAGCUACGACAAGAAGCGGUUCAGCGCGAGUGGCCUGUUGUGCAGCUUCUCGGCCAAGGUCACUCUCUGGGGAGCGCAAUGGCGAUUCGGUGCUCAACCCAGCCAUGGCAGACAGGAGAACCUGGGUGGAACGGCACGGACAUUGGACGAGGUUGAUGGACGAUGUGACAUGGGCAACGGCGUGCUGUCGAGGUUUGGUUAUGCCGCCCUUGACGAUACCAAGUCGAUGCUGUUUGAUGGUCAGGGCUUCGUGGCUGGUCGACGACCUGGUGAUCGGAUUGAUGGAUAUCUCUUCUGCCACGGUCACGAUUACAAGGGCGCCAUCAGGGACUUUUACGCCGUCAGCGGCAAACAGCCCUUACUUCCCCGCUGGGCGCUCGGGAAUUGGUGGUCGAGAUACUACAAGUACCGUCAGGACGAGUACAUUGGCCUGAUGGACCAAUUCAAGAGCAAAGAAGUUCCCCUGUCGGUCGCUGUGGUGGAUAUGGAUUGGCACAUGGUGGACGAUCCUCGCGUCCCUCAUGCUGGAUGGACGGGUUAUACCUGGGACAAGAAGCUGUUCCCCGAUCCCGCCACGUUUGGACGAGAGAUUCACAGUCGGAACCUGAAGAUCACCCUCAACGACCACCCGCACUCGGGCAUCCACUCGCAUGAAGAUUCGUACGAGGACAUGGCCAAGUUCCUGAGCCACGACACCUCUCAGAAGAAUCCUAUCCUGUUUGAUCCGACGACUCCCAAGUUUAUGGAAGCCUAUCUGGGGAUUCUCCACCGGAGUAUAGAGAAGAUCGCCUGUGAUUUCUGGUGGAUUGACUGGCAACAGGGCUCUCAUACCAAAGUGCCGGGAAUUGACCCGUUGUGGUUGCUCAAUCACUUCCAUUUCCUCGACAACGCCCUGGAUGGCAAACGCCCGCUCAUCUUUUCGCGAUAUGCCGGCCCAGGCAGCCACCGCUAUCCCGUGGGGUUCUCGGGGGACACGGUGACAACAUGGGCCUCGCUGGAGUUUCAGCCCGAGUUCACCGCCACGGCGUCCAACAUCGGGUACGGCUGGUGGAGUCACGACAUUGGCGGCCACUUCCACGGGAAACGCGACGACGAGCUGGUCACGCGCUGGGUGCAGUUUGGCGUCUUCAGCCCCAUCAUGCGUCUGCAUUCCUCCAACUCGAGGUGGACGUCCAAGGAGCCCUGGCUGUAUCGGGAGGAGAGCGAACAUGUCAUCGAGACAUUCAUGCGCCUUCGACACCGCAUGAUCCCUUAUCUCUACACGUGCAACGUCCGCGCCUCGACCCAGGACGAGCCCCUCAUGCAGCCCAUGUACUGGCUCUUCCCCGAGCGCGGCGAGGCUUACCAGGUGCCGAACCAGUACUUCUUUGGUUCGGAGCUCAUGGUGGCGCCGAUCGUGAAGCCACGGGACCGGCGGACGAAUCUGGCCUGCGUCAAGGCCUGGUUGCCGCCCAUGCACCGGCACGUGGACAUUUUCACGGGCACCGUCUACGACGGGAACAGGGAACUCAACAUGUACCGCCCGUUGCAUGAGAUCCCCGUCUUGGCGCACGAGGGCAGCAUCAUCCCCCUGGACGCGAACCGGACGCCCGGCAACGGUGGGCUCAACCCAGAGCACUUUGAGGUUCUCGUGGUGAUUGGCCGCGAUGGGCAGACGUCCGUCCUCGAGGAUCCUGCCGACGACUACAACUCGGAUCAAGCCAAGAAAGAGGCUCUUCCUCAGACCGCAGGCGAGCGCACUUCCCAGAUCCAAUGGAACCAGGCCAAGGGCGAACUCACGGCCCAUAUCACGCACGGGCGGACGUGGAGCUUCCGCUUCCUCGCCGUCACCGAGACGCCCAAGGACCUCAAAGUCACGGUCGACGGCCAAGACCGCACCGGGGAUACCGGCGUCUCCGUCUCAAAGUUCCCCGACACGCCCUCGAUGCUCGUGCACGUCCCUUCUCCUCAAGCUUCCCCGGCCCCGCGCCCCGACACGUACACCAUCACCGUGUCUCUCUCCGGUGAACGCGGCGGCGGCGACCCGCAACUGAGCGUGCUGGACCACAAGCCGCGCAUCGAGAAGCUGCUGCUCGACUACCAGACCGAGUUCGACGUCAAGGACAAGAUCUGGAGCAUCGUCGACGACAGGGACAGCGCCAUCAACGUCAAGAUGGGCAAGUUGAUGAGUCUCGGCAUCGACGAGUCCUUGACCGGGCCGGUGGCAGAGUUGAUCUUGAGUGAUGUCCGAGGCAUGCAUUUGUGA
Messenger RNA from Fonsecaea pedrosoi CBS 271.37, 2481 nucleotides. RefSeq lists its product as uncharacterized. Lineage: Eukaryota; Fungi; Ascomycota; Eurotiomycetes; Chaetothyriales; Herpotrichiellaceae. Bases 1 to 2481 code for a protein of 826 amino acids. The transcript has a single exon. Gene Ontology annotation, biological process: carbohydrate metabolic process; N-glycan processing. Gene Ontology annotation, molecular function: alpha-glucosidase activity. The record is from RefSeq and is a predicted model, not a curated record.